This is a messenger RNA of Magallana angulata, 2073 nucleotides long. RefSeq lists its product as uncharacterized. The transcript has 3 exons. The record is from RefSeq and is a predicted model, not a curated record. Lineage: Eukaryota; Metazoa; Mollusca; Bivalvia; Ostreida; Ostreidae. The coding region runs from base 1 to 1257 and encodes 418 amino acids.
AUGGUUGCCCAACAUUUGAAAACCCCUUGCCCACUUUAUUUGUGUACAAUAAUUUUAAGCAAAGCACACCCAGAAAAACGAAAAACUCUUAUCAUGGUAGGACAGCUGAUAUCAAGUGUAACACUAACAGUACUGCAAACGAACCAUUUCCUAAAAGAGCAAAGCUUGUUAAUUAAAUGCCACACGGACAAAACCCAGUUGUGCUAUCCGUAUGUUUCUGGUGAGAUUGACAUCUCAGACUGCAACACAGAUGAGAAUAAUAAUGAAACAGCUGUGGGAGUUUUAUCCUACCCUGAAGUGACACAAGAUCAUGAAUACAUUUGUCGCAAUCCAAAUGGUAAAUACUGCAGAGCGGAGGAACUAGUGGAGAGAAUUAGGAUUUUGGAAGCUAAAUGUGAGGAAUUACACUAUGAAAAUAAAAGGCUGAGGGAAGAAAAUGAAGAAUUGAAGGCACGGAAAGUUAAUUUCAGAGAAGAACUGCUGAAGAAGGUGUUGCAGGAUGAUAAUAACGUGAAACAUUUCCUUGGACUACCAUCACUCUGCUUUUUUACAACCUUUCUACAGUUCCUGUCAACAUUCUAUGGUAAAGUUGCAUUUUGGAAGGGAGCAGGGCGGUCUGGAUCUAAGAUCUGGCAGGAAAAAGAGCAACAAAAGCCUGGUAAAAAGAGAAAACUCUCAAUGUUAGAAGAAUUUGUGAUGAUUAUGAUGAAAUUAAGACUUGGUUUGGAUAAUUUAACUUUGUCUGUGCUUUUUGGUGUAUCUGUGGGCCAUGUUUCAAUCUUAUUCAACACCUGGAUUAAUUUUCUAGCACAGAUUCUUGAGUCAGUUAUCAAAUGGCCAUCUAGUGCUAAAAUCAGGAAGCAUUUGCCUUUGUCAUUUAAACUUAAAUACCCCAAAACCACCUCUAUUAUUGACUGUACUGAAAUAUUUAUCCAAAAGCCAAAGAACUGUUCUGCUCGAUCAAGUACAUGGAGCAACUAUAAAUCCCACAACACUCUCAAAGCACUUGUUGCUAUUCAGCCAAAUGGUGCAUUUACUUUUGUUUCAAAGCUGUGGAGUGGGAAUAUAAGUGACAGGAAGAUAACUAUUGACAGCAAAUACCUUGACAACAUUUCCCCCGGUGAUGAAGUAAUGGCUGAUAGAGGAUUUCAGAUUAGAGACCUUUUAACUUUAAAAGGAGCAUACCUUAACAUGCCUAAACAUGCCACCAUUCACUCGCGAGUGGAAAAAUGGAAUAGGAAGAGUGCUUACUUCUAAACAAAUUAUAGAGACUCGAAAAAUUGCUUCCCUUCGAAUCCAUGUUGAGAGAGCUAUACGCAGGCUUAAAUCCUUUAAAAUGCUAGGAGGAAUUCUUCCUUUGAACAUGAAAAACUUAUCUUCUGCCAUGCUUCGUGUUGCAGCUGCUUUUUGCAAUUUUAUGCCACCACUUGCAAAGAAAUUCAAAUGAAAUGUAUCUGUUGACUUUCUUGGAGUUCCAGUGAUAUUUUAGUAUGUGUUCACAACAUCUCUGCAAUCAAGAUAACACAUUGAAUAUAUUUUUCCAUCAACUUUAAUAUUGUUUACAAUACAUGUAUUGAUUAUAAAUAUUUGUUAAAUAUAUCAGGGUAAAAUGUUACAGGUGGUUUUUUAUAAAUAAAUAAUCUUUGACCUUCAUAUAUUCUCCUUUCAAUCAAAAUCCUUAAUAACUUAUGAGUGAAGUUAAUGAAAAAGAUAAAUGUCCUAGUUCAUUAAUGUACAUCUGCUAUUUUACAUGUACAUGCAAAUGAGAUACUGUUAUGAUUAAAUGUAUAAAGUAUUUUCAAUGUACAUGUAUUAUAUACUUUACAUAGGCAUAAAUAUGAAUUCUGAAUAACAUGGAAUGUUACAAAUUUUACAUUCUGACUCAAAUAUUCUCAAUUUGUUAUGAAUUCAACAAAUAAGUGCAUGAUGUGUUUAAUUCUUAUACAUUGUAAUUUAAUUAACCUGAAAUGUUAUUAUUUAAUAAACUUGUUGAGUUUUAAAGAAUGUUUUAGAUUGAAAAAUUCUCUCUCUCUCUCUCUCUCUCUCUCUCUCUCUCUCUCUCUCUCUCUCUCU